This is a messenger RNA of Tachyglossus aculeatus (Australian echidna), 1605 nucleotides long. It is a transcript of the gene SERPINI1, whose product is annotated as serpin family I member 1. The record is from RefSeq and is a predicted model, not a curated record. Gene Ontology annotation, biological process: negative regulation of endopeptidase activity. NCBI's taxonomy places the organism in Eukaryota, Metazoa, Chordata, Mammalia, Monotremata, Tachyglossidae. Gene Ontology annotation, molecular function: serine-type endopeptidase inhibitor activity. Bases 120 to 1352 code for a protein of 410 amino acids. The transcript is spliced from 9 exons.
GAGGAGGAGGAGGAGCUUGGAGCAGCAGCAGUAGCCAGAGCAGAAAGCUCAGCAGCCGCCGGAGUGCCAGCCACAGUCCACAGCAGCAGCCGGGCUGGAAGCUCCGAAAGCUCUCAAACAUGCCUUUCCUCGGACCCUUGACCCUGCUGGUUCUGCAAAGUGUGGCUUUCAGUAGCAAUGUUCCCGAUGAGACCAUUGCAGAAUUAUCCGUAAGUGUUUACAAUCACUUGAGAGCUGUCGGGGAAGAUGAAAAUAUCCUCUUUUCUCCUUUGAGCAUUGCAACUGCCAUGGGAAUGGUGGAACUUGGAGCCCAUGGAUCCACUCUAAAGGAAAUUCGUCAUUCCAUGGGAUAUGACAGCCUGAAAAAUGAUGAAGAAUUUUCCUUCCUGAAGGAUCUUUCUGACAUGCUAACUACUGAAGAAAAUCAGUAUGUGAUGAAAAUCGCCAACUCCCUCUUUGUGCAAAACGGAUUUCACAUCAAUGACAAGUGUUUGCAGAUGAUGAAAAAAUACUUUAAAGCUGAAGUAGAGAAUGUAGAUUUCAAUCAAAAUGCAGCUACAGCCAAACACAUCAAUAAAUGGGUGGAGAAUAACACAAAUGGUCUCGUAAAAGACUUGGUGUCGUCAAGGGACUUCAGUGCUUUUACUAGUGUGGCCCUCAUUAAUGCAAUCUACUUUAAAGGAAACUGGAAGUCACAGUUUCGACCUGAAAACACAAGGACCUUCUCAUUCACUAAGGAUGAUGAAAGUGAAGUUCAGAUUCCAAUGAUGUACCAACAGGGAGAGUUUUAUUAUGGAGAAUUCAGUGAUGGCUCCAAUGAAGCAGGCGGUAUCUAUCAAGUUCUGGAAAUACCAUAUGAGGGGGAUGAGAUAAGUAUGAUGUUCAUUCUUUCCAGACAAGAAGUGCCAUUAGCAACCUUGGAACCAUUAAUCAAACCUCAGCUGAUUGAAGAAUGGGCCAACUCUGUGAAGAAGCAAAAAGUGGAAGUGUACCUGCCAAGAUUCACUGUAGAACAAAAGAUCAACCUGAAAGAGCUUUUGAAGAGUCUUGGGAUUACAGAAAUUUUCAGCAGGAAUGCAGAUCUGAGUGCACUGUCCGAUGGCAAAGAUGUUUUCCUUUCCAAAGCAAUUCAUAAAUCCUUCAUCGAAGUUAACGAGGAAGGUUCUGAAGCCGCUGCAGCCUCAGGAAUGAUUGCCAUCAGUAGAAUGGCAGUGCUCUAUCCACAAGUUAUUAUCGACCAUCCUUUUGUGUUUCUCAUAAGAAUCAGGAGAACAGGUACUAUCUUGUUCAUGGGAAGAGUGAUGCAUCCGGAAGCUGUGAGUGCAAGUGGCCACGACUUUGAGGAACUUUAAGUCAGUAUGCCCAAAAUACAAAAGGAAAACAUUAAAUAAGCACACCAUGUUUGUCGAUGGCAUAUUUAAGGUUUGAUGUGUUUUGCAGUGUAUUUCCAAGACACUGUUUAAAUAGUUCCAGAUAUAAUGACAGUGUAAUGACUCCAAGCCUGCCUUGUGAGGAAAAAUGCUGUCAGGAUUACUAAAAUGAUGGUUCUGUUGAUGUUGUUGUUGUCGUGUGGGUAUGCAAAAUAAAACCAUAUAUUCUAUGUCA